AUGUUUUCCGUCAUAUUACGGUCUCGUACGUUUCGACCGGGUCUUGCCGUCUUACGAAAUAAUACAUUAUCGUUUCGUGCCAAUACUUUGCCGAAACUCCAAUAUCCGACUUUCGGAUCCUGUCUCACUCGCAACAAAGUAACCCCUGUAAACUCUAGCGGUUCGCUUCCUCCAAAUGAUGCAUUUCUUCAAGGUAGUGCAACGAAUUACAUUGAAGAAAUGUAUGAGGCCUGGCUUAAAGAUCCCUCAUCAGUUGAUAUAUCUUGGCAGGCGUACUUCAAAAAUAUGAAAGGAAUAAAACCGAUGCUUAACGUCCCAUUGACUGGUCCUGUCACGUCUGUUUCAACAAGUACUCAAUUUGCUGCCGAUUAUGACAUAAGCGAUCACAUGAAGGUUCAACUUUUAGUGAGAGCUUAUCAAGUUCGUGGACAUCACAUUGCAAAGUUAGAUCCAUUAGGUAUUACAAAUCCUGAUCUAAGUUCAAUUCCGAAAGAACUCGAUCCGCAAUACUAUGGUUUUUCGGAAAAAGAUCUUGAUAGGCAAUUUUAUUUGGGUCCUGGGAUAUUGCCUGGAUUUGCUGAGACUAAUGAAAAGAUGACACUCCGUGAAAUAGUUGAAUGUUGCAAAAAUACUUAUAGUGGCACUAUAGGAAUUGAAUAUACUCAUAUUCUCGAUCGUGUACAAUGUGAUUGGAUUCGUGAUCGCGUAGAAAUUCCAAAACCAUACAACUACUCAACUGAAGAAAAACGUAUGAUUUUAGAUCGGUUAAUAUGGUCUGAUUCGUUUGAAAGGUUCGUUGCAACUAAAUAUCCAACUGAAAAAAGAUUUGGAUUGGAGGGUUGUGAAAGUUUGAUUCCCGGCAUGAAAGCUUUGAUUGAUAGGUCUGUUGAUCUUGGUAUAGAAUCAAUCGUGCUUGGUAUGGCUCAUCGUGGUCGUCUCAAUGUACUCAGCAAUGUGGUUCGAAAGCCUAAUGAAUCCAUUUUUUGUGAGUUCGGAGGUUUUGUUGAACCUUCAGAUGAAGGAUCCGGUGAUGUCAAAUAUCAUUUAGGAAUGAAUUAUGACCGACCAACUCCUUCCGGAAAGCGCGUACAUCUUUCUCUAGCAGCAAACCCAUCUCACUUAGAAGCUGUCGAUCCAGUUGUCCUCGGUAAAACUCGUGCUCUUCAAUUUUACAUGAAUGAUGAAAAAGAACGUCAUCGUUCUAUGGCUUUAUUAUUACACGGCGAUGCUUCUUUUGCUGCACAAGGAGUUGUGUAUGAAACAAUUGGUUUCCAUGAUUUACCAAAUUACACGACAGGAGGCACUAUCCAUAUAAUUAUAAAUAAUCAAAUAGGUUUUACUACGGAUCCUCGAUUUGCACGUUCAACUCCUUAUUGCUCCGACAUCGCUAAAGUAGUUAAUGCUCCUAUUUUCCAUGUUAAUGGUGAUGAUGCUGAAGCAGUGAAUUUUGUGUGCCAAUUAGCCGCAGAAUGGAGGCAGACCUUCAAAAAGGAUUUCGUUGUUGAUAUUGUUUGUUACCGUAGACAUGGUCACAACGAAGUUGAUCAACCUAGUUUUACCCAACCAAGAAUGUAUAAACAGAUCGCUAAACAAACCCCAAUACUUGAUAAAUAUGUACAAAGACUUUCAGGGGAAGGCACAUUUUCAAUGGAAGAUAUUCAAAACCAUAAAAAAUGGGUGUGGAGUAUGUUAGAAGAUAGUUAUACAAAAAGCAAGGAUUACAAACCUACGAGUCGGGAAUGGCUAUCUAGUUCUUGGGAUGGAUUUAAGUCUCCUAAGGAACUUGCGGAAGAAAUUACACCUAUUUAUCCAACUGGAUCUACCCUUGAAUCACUUAAACAUGUUGGAAAAGUCAUUAGUUCUUAUCCAAAGAAUUUUAAUGUGCACUCUGGCCUUGUUAGAAUGCUUAAAGCUCGAGCUAAAUCAAUAGAAGAUGGUGAAAAUAUUGAUUGGUCCACAGCUGAAAGUCUUGCAUUUGGCUCCUUACUUCUUGAAGGAAAGCACGUUCGGUUGUCUGGUCAAGACGUUGAACGUGGUACUUUUUCACAACGUCAUGCUGUUCUUCAUGACCAGGAGAAUGAAUCACAGUACGUGCCUUUGAAUGAUCUUCGACCUGGGCAGGCCCGAUAUGUUGUGUGUAACUCUUCGCUUUCUGAGUUUGGCACUCUAGGCUUUGAACUAGGUUAUUCUUUAGUUGAUCCUAAUUCCCUCAUUUUAUGGGAAGCUCAAUUUGGUGAUUUUGCCAACAACGCGCAGUGUAUAAUUGACCAAUUCAUUUCAUCUGGUGAAAAGAAAUGGCUUCAGCGCACUGGCUUAGUGGUUUUGUUGCCCCAUGGUUACGAUGGUCAAGGCCCUGAACAUUCUAGUGGACGUAUUGAACGUUUCCUUCAACUUUGCGAUGAUAAUCCCUACAUUUAUCCACCUCCAGAAAAAAUGGCACGUCAACAUCAAGAUUGUAAUAUGCAAGUAGUAUAUUGUACAACACCGGCAAACUAUUUCCACGUAUUGAGAAGGCAAAUUCAUAGAGACUAUAGAAAACCACUUAUUGUUUUCACGUCUAAAAAUCUUCUUCGACAUCCCAUGGCUCGGUCUACUCUUAGUGAAAUGAUCGGUGACACAUACUUUAGUAGAUAUAUACCAGAACCACAUCCUGAAACGCUGGCUGCACCCGAAAAAAUUACACGUCACAUUUUAUGCACUGGCCAGGUUUAUUAUGCUCUACUCAGAGCUCGUGAACAAAACGAUCUGAACCAUAUUGCUAUUUCCAGGAUUGAACAAUUGAGCCCGUUCCCAUAUGAUUUGCUAUCACAGCACGUCGACAAAUAUCCAAACGCUAAACUUGUAUGGGUGCAGGAAGAACCUCUAAAUACAGGUGCAUGGACUUACAUAGUUCCCAGAAUACGAACACUCUUGAACCAUUCUGAACGUCAUAAAGGCAAAUGGGCAGAACCUGUUACUCGUCCACCAUCAGCAUCCCCUGCUACAGGAAAUAAAGUACAACAUAUCCAGGAGGAACACGAACUAUUGUCUCAAGCUCUCAUUGGACAAAUAGUUAAACCAACGGAUGUUGUUUCAGGAGUACCAGUGUGGAAAUAA
This is a messenger RNA of Cetraspora pellucida, 3096 nucleotides long. The record is from the annotation of a GenBank genome assembly. NCBI's taxonomy places the organism in Eukaryota, Fungi, Glomeromycota, Glomeromycetes, Diversisporales, Gigasporaceae.